GUUGAAAACGAGGUCGAUAGGACGGACGUGGACUAGAAGGAAGACGCUCAUUUGGAAAGUUGAAAAUGCCAGUCGAAGGGAAAACUAUGUUUCUUUACUUUGAAUAAAAAAGUCAUGCAUUGUAAUACGAGCUCAUUCAGCGCUACGUUUCUUGACUGAACAAGUUUCGGAAUCUCAGGGCAGUUUGAGAAUGUGAAAAAUCAACCAAUGAAUUGCAUUUUUACUUGGAAAAGAUUAGCUGGAGGUUAGAUUAUCAGAAGAAGGAACUGGAAGGAAGCAAUUGUUGAUGAAAAAGGCAUUCGCUGUGCUCGGGACUUGGUUUUAUCUGACGCAUUUUUGUUCCUCAGUUUGGUUCCGUAUAUAAAUUCUGCAGCUGUAAUUUUUUAGGCCGUUUUUUUAAAGUAUUUGCACAAGGCAGGUUGGGCAGUAUCCUUGACAAUUAAUACCUUUUUAUCGUUGCAGCUGAGAAACAGUUACGAUAUAAAAAUAUUUGUUUAUAUUUAGUUUUGGAGAUUGAUUGAUCAGGGUGCAUAUUUCAGUUAUUUUUCCGCCAUGGCGUUUGCAUCAAGUUUCAGCGCUUUUAAGAAAUGGUCUGGCAGCGCUAUUGCCGCAUUCCUUGACCAGCCACAUCGCUCAGCUCCCGGCCUGGCAUCGUAUACCAAAUUCAAAUUACCAACAAAAUACACGUACAAAAGACCUGACUUUCUUGAGCUUGACAUGGAAGCAACAAUGGCUGCAGCCGAUCACGAAAUCAGGCCUGUAAUGAGACCAAAAAAAUGUCUGGCUAUGGACGCAGGCUAUGCAGAAACCAUCAAUGCUGGAAAGACCCAUAAGCGUAAUGAAGAUCAAAGUGUUGUUGAGUCAUUUUUCAUUAAAGUUGCUGAAGAGUUUUGGGAUUCACCAAAGGAGCUUGAAAAGUAUUCCAUUCCCUGUGUAUAUUUUGGAAUAUUUGACGGGCAUGCUGGAAUAGGAGCUGGGCUUAUGGCUAGUGCACUGCUUCGCGAGCACAUCCAGGAAAAAUUGAAUGAGAUUGCUCACAUGCUGAUUCUUGAUAAGGAGGAGUUGGCCAAGAAUUAUUUAAACCAUGGCCUUAUUCAAGAUGUGAAUGCAGAGAAACUGGUUGCUGGUGCUCUGGAGCAAGCAUUUGUUGAAUUUGAUGAAAGGAUAAAGAGUGAAAAACUGGAUUACUAUAUUGAUGGUGGCUGCACUGCAUUAGUUGCUCUGUUUACAUUGGGUAAACUUUUUGUUGCAAAUGCUGGUGAUUGUAGGGCUGUCAUCUGCAGAGACUUCCAGGCUCACCAAAUGUCAUUUGAUCAUACACCAGAAACAGAAAGACAAAGAAUACAAAAUCUGGCCUAUAUGAGGCCGGCCCUCUUGGGAGAUGAGUUUACACGACUGCAGUUCCAGCACAGACCUCGAAGAAAGCACCUUGGAACCAAACAGUUGUACAGGGAUCGACAUAUGAGUGGAUGGGGGUUGAAAGUCGUGGACAGGAGUGACAUAAAGCCACAGCUUGUGAGCGGAGAAGGAAAGAGGGCAAAAUUACUCGAUACAAUAAGCGUGACACGGGGGUUUGGAGACCAUGAUAUUGAGUUUCCGUAUUGUGCUGGGUUGAAGAUCAAGCCAUUUAUGACGGCAAAUCCAGAGGUGAAAGUUUAUGAUUUGAAGGGAAACAAUUUUAGCGGAAAUGACGUAUUGGUUAUGGCGUCCGAUGGAUUAUGGGAAAGAUUUAACAGCGAAGAGGUAAUCAAAAUCUUGAAAGAGAAAUUUGAGCAACAGCCGCUUACUGAGCCUAGAAGGUACAUUGUUGCUGCACAGGCCCUUGUAGACGAGGCUCGGGGCACUUUAAGUGAACGUGGAUGGAGAACUAGAAACAACGAGGCAGCCUCGUAUGACGAUAUUUCUGUCUUCGUUGUACCGUUGGGGAGACACGAAGAUCUAGCAAGCUAUGUGAAUAUGAAGAAGCAAGAUCCUAAAAUUUAUAGGGAUGGGUCCUUUGCUAAGAAAUACGUGAACAGGGAUGAGGUUGAAAUACAGACCAGAAAUGCAUUGGCUGACAAAUCAAACGCCAAUAACGCGGAACAGUUAACGAAUGAUAAAAACGAGGAUGGAAGCGAGGAAAUAAAGCGGAACGAAGUUGAAAGCAAGGAAACUCCUUCAACAGCCACAGAAAAGACACCCGAAGAAUCCAAUUCUGAACUUAACUCAUAAUAGAAUCUUUCAAGAAAUUCUUUAACUUUGAAUAAUGCACAGAAAAUCUUCUUUUUCGUCAGAAUAGUAAUUGUAAAAAAUUGUAAUAACAGAUCACAGGGAUGUUUAGGAAUAUAAUAAUAUACGCAGGCUGCAUUUUUCCCCACUUAUUCCGGCAAAUACCUUUAUUGCUCUCAAUCGUUUCGAUCCUUAUCCAAACAAUUGAAAGCUCUCUAUCAUGCGCACGGGAGACUUUUAUGAUUUAGGUGCAGAAACGAUGUACUUCUGUCCCAACCACUUCCCCCUUUGUAUCUUUGCCUUCUCUUUAAUGCACCCUUAGGCCUUUGACUCCUGCUUCUAUUACAAACUGGACCCAGUGGUCAAAAGGAUGUACAAUAUAAAUUUUGGCCACGCAUUUUUAACUGUGAGAAAUCGCCCUUUUGCCAACAGGGAGCGCCCAUUUUGAGCUUUGGUUACAUAAAGGCAGUUUCAAUAUGUUGGACUUACAUCACAAAGGAUACUUUACCAAAAUAUUACCUCACUCCAAAGAUUUUCUCAUCGAAUUUAAACGAAAUGCUAAAUAGAUCUUGCCGAGAGCUGGGAAGGAUUCAGAGUUAGGUAAUCUUUUGUUGCCUCGUGAUUCGAGUAAUCCACCAUUGUAUUGUGGCUGACUUUCAGUCAGUCGCAUUUGCUUAAGCCUAACGUUGCUGGAAAAUGGUUGACAAAUUAAGCAGUGAUGGUGCCAUGGGAGGGCUAGGAGGGGCUACAGCCCCUCCGUCGGAAGCACCUAGCCCCCCCAUCGGAGGAAAUUUCAGGUUAUUGUCGGAGCAAAUUUGACAAAAUAAUGUAAGAAAACUGCAUAUUUUAGUCCUUUUAGCCCCCCUGUCGGAAGUUUCAACCCCUCUGUCGGAAGAUUUCUGGUGUCACCUCUGAAAUUAAGUUCUUUUGCAAGUUGUUUCUAGGCAAGAUGGGGAAUAAAUAUCGAUUUUUAGGAGGGGUUCCAACCUUUUUGAUUGUAGAUAGAGGAAGUGUAGAGAAUUGUGUGAGGGGGUAAUUUAGUGCACGAGGUUGACAGAUUAAGACAUUCAAUUUUUAGUUAUCAAUGUUUGAAAUUGACAACAGAUAGAUUGUUAUUUUAAAAAUCUUCA
Rhopilema esculentum is the source of this 3338-nucleotide messenger RNA. The record is from RefSeq and is a predicted model, not a curated record. NCBI's taxonomy places the organism in Eukaryota, Metazoa, Cnidaria, Scyphozoa, Rhizostomeae, Rhizostomatidae.